CCAUCCUAAGGAUGGAGAAUCUGGACAAUAUGGGCGAGGAAGGGAUAGAGCUGGAGGGAUCAGCCACCACAGCAGGCGUUAUAAACACCAGCCUAGAUGGUGCAGUAAACGUCACCAACAUUACCUUUUCCCCCUACUAUCAGCACUCUCUGUAUGUGGCUGCCAGCUACAUCCUGGCCUACUUCUUCAUCUUCCUGCUGUGCAUGAUUGGGAACAUCCUGGUGUGUCUGAUCGUACUGGAAAACCGUCGCAUGCGCACAGUCACCAACCUCUUUAUCUUCAACCUGGCAAUCAGCGACCUGUUGGUGGGCAUCUUCUGCAUCCCUACAAUGGUGGACAACCUAAUCACUGGUUGGCCCUUUUCCAACACCGUGUGCAAGAUGAGCGGAUUUGUGCAGGGGGUGUCUGUUUCCGCUUCAGUCUUUACCCUGGUGGCCAUUGCUGUUGAAAGGUUUCGCUGCAUAGUGUACCCUCUACAACCCAAGCCGACUGUACUUGUUGCCAAGGCAGCCAUCCUGUUAAUCUGGGUGCUAGCAGUGGUGAUUAUGUGUCCUGCUGCUAUGGCACUGACUGUGGAGAAAGUACCUUUCCACUACAUGGUGUGCGACGAUGACUUUAACCACACAUUCCCCCUGUACACCUGCUACGAAAACUUUGCCAACCCUCAGAUGAGAAAGGUCUACACUGCGGUUCUGUUUGCUCACAUCUACCUGGUGCCCCUGACCGUCAUCACACUGAUGUAUGGAAGCAUCGGGGUCAAACUGUGUUCCUCUGUGGUUAGAAACAGAGAGCCACAGCUGGCCAACGCAACAGUCCAGGUUGGAGGUAGAAGGGCUGGUCAGCCAAUGAUAUCCCAGAAAAAGAUCAAGGUGAUUAAGAUGCUCAUCUUGGUGGCUUUGCUUUUCAUGCUGUCCUGGUUGCCACUCUGGACCCUCAUGAUGAUGACAGACUAUGCAGGCUUGGACAGGGACCAGCUGGACCUUCUGACUAGCUACAUCUUCCCCUUUGCCCACUGGCUGGCUUUCUCGAACUCCAGCAUCAACCCCAUCAUCUACGGCUACUACAAUGAGAAUUUUAAGAGGGGCUUCCAGGCGGUGUGCAAGUCUAGGCCCUUCUGCUGCCUCAGGCAGUGCCAGCUGUGGAGGAGGUUAGCCAGGUUGGGCAGGAAGGAAAGGUCUAUGGCAGCACCUUGUGGAGGUACUGAGUUCAGAGAUGCCACUGGAAAUCACAACCACCUUCUCUUGGGGCUGAGAAAUCGAGUCCAUAACGACAACAAGUUGACUGUCACAGCAGAGGUGAAUAGGAGUGCGAGGGUGGCGUGUGAGACGGUUCACUCAGAGAGAAGUCUUUCAGAUCGAGGGAUAGAAAUGAGAGCUGUAAAGAAGAAAGGCAGUAAUGGUGAGGUAUCAGAGAGGGUUAGUUCACUGGCAGCAUCAGUAUAUCAGGCGUGGGAUAACUGAGCAUUCACAAUGCUACUCAGAAAUGAACCAGACAAAGUCCCACGGAAGAGACAGUUAUCAAUUAUCUAAUGCUGCAAGUGCGCUGUGGU
Molecule: messenger RNA, 1549 nt
Organism: Micropterus salmoides (largemouth bass)
Lineage: Eukaryota; Metazoa; Chordata; Actinopteri; Centrarchiformes; Centrarchidae
Product: neuropeptide FF receptor 1-like
Biological process (GO): G protein-coupled receptor signaling pathway
Cellular component (GO): membrane
Molecular function (GO): neuropeptide receptor activity; peptide binding
Source: RefSeq, a predicted model, not a curated record